Messenger RNA from Chinchilla lanigera (long-tailed chinchilla), 2230 nucleotides. RefSeq names its product leucine rich repeat containing 74A (gene Lrrc74a). The coding region runs from base 330 to 1736 and encodes 468 amino acids. The record is from RefSeq and is a predicted model, not a curated record. The transcript has 15 exons. Lineage: Eukaryota; Metazoa; Chordata; Mammalia; Rodentia; Chinchillidae. Gene Ontology annotation, molecular function: protein binding.
UCCUAAGUCACAAAGUCAUGGGCAGGUGGGCAUCCUUUCGACAGGGCUUUCAGGAAUAGAGCUGUACCACUCUCCCCAGUGAGCUGGGGAAGUAGCUCCCUCUCCCAGACAGCGUUGGGAUCAAGCCCAUGCAUAUCCAAUCCCUGCCAAAGCCCUCUCUCCCCAAAGCUCACUGGGAUAAAGGGAUGACUUCAAGCACUCCUGGGAUUUGCCUAUUCGAGGCCAGGACAUACAGCUUGAGACAGAGGUGAAUGGACAAGCAGGCUUCUUAGGGAAGCAGCUGAGAGGUGACAAGAAAGCAGCAGCCCUCAAGAGAGAGCCCCGGCAGCAUGGACAAUGACGAGCCUCUUGAGGACGAGACAAAAGAUGAGACUGAGACUGAACUAGCGGCCCAGAGCAGCGAUGACAUGCUCUACUGUGAGGCCGAAGCUCCCACCACUGUUGUAAAAGAGAAACCCACCUGGGAGGAUUCAGAAACAGACCUGGAGAUCGAAGAUACUGAGAGGUCCUUCACCACUGGACAAAGGGAGCUCUACCUGGAGGCCUGCAAACUGGUGGGGGUGGUGCCUGUCUCUUACUUCAUCCGGAACAUGGAAGAGCCCUACAUGAAUCUCAGCCACCAUGGUUUGGGCCCCAUGGGUACCAAGGCUAUUGCUAUAGCCCUGGUGUCUAACACAGCUAUCAUCGGGCUGGAGCUGGAAGAUAACUGCAUCAUGGAGGAGGGCGUCCUGAGCCUGGUGGAGAUGCUGCACGAGAACUACUAUCUCCAGGAGCUGAAUAUUUCCGACAAUGACCUGGGUUUGGAGGGAGCCAAGAUCAUCGCAGACUUCCUCCAGAGAAGCAUUUCUUCGCUCUGGAAACUUAAGCUUUCAGGAAAUAACUUCAAAGAGGAAUCUGCAGCUCUCUUAAGCCACGCCCUGUCGUCCAAUUACCGAAUUAAGAAGCUGAAUCUCAGUCACAAUGAAUUCUCUGACAAAGGAGGGGAAUACCUGGGUCAGAUGCUAGCCCUCAAUGUAGGGCUCCAGUCGCUGGAUCUGAGCUGGAAUCACUUCCACAUUCAGGGAGCUAUGGCCUUGUGCAGCGGUCUCCGGACUAAUGUGACCCUGAAGAAACUGAAUCUGUCCAUGAAUGGCUUUGGGAAUGAAGGGGCACAGGCCCUCGGGGAAGUCCUCAAACUCAACAGCUGCCUGACCCAUGUGGAUGUCAGUGGCAAUGACAUCAGCAACGAAGGGGCCUCCAAACUCAGCAGGGGACUGGAGUACAAUGAAACCCUCCAAGAGCUGAAGCUCUUCCUGAACCCUAUAACUAUGGAUGGGGCUGUUUUACUUAUCCUGUCCAUCAAGAGGAACCCCAAGUCUAAGAUGGAAGAGCUUGACAUUUCUAAUGUGCUGGUAACCGAGCAGUUCACGAAAACCCUGGAUGGGGUAUACGCCGUCCAUCCCCAGCUGAACGUGCUGUACGACACAGUGAAAAGCCUCUCUGGCAAGAAACAAGCUCUCUCCUUGCGGACAAAACCCAUGAAACUGAUCCAGAGCUAUGUGGACCAGCACAAAAUCCGAAUUGUGGACUUCUUCAAGAGCUUGAACCCCACUGGCGCGAUGGAGAUGCCUGUGGGCGAGUUCCGGAGAGCUAUGAUACAGCAAAACAAGGUCCCUCUGAACCGGAACCAAGUUGGAGAGCUGAUCAAGAAGCUGGAGGAGCCCAAGGGCAUGGUGAACUUCAGCUCCCUUCUGUAGCGAAGCUUGAGCCUUGGUCGUGCCUGGGAGCUGGGCCAGAUGCUUCCACCCGUGGGAGAGGGACGAGGUGCACCGGCUCAGGCCCUGCCCAGGUCCGUGGGGUGCACCCAGCACGGCUCGGUCAGAGUGUGCCCAUUCUCAAAUGGAAAUCUCCGACCCUAGGCCAGUCGUGUAAAUCAGUGCUGCAGCCCCCGGCCGACGCUGACCUUCACCUACAUUCAACGUUCUGCCAAGCUGAGGGUCGUCUAAAUGGUCCCAUUUGAACUUGAGCCGCCUAACACCCGUCCACCCCGUGAGCCAAGAGGCUGCGUGGGCCUCGUCGCGCCUUUCAGCCGGUUCCUUCCGAGCGCGGAAGUCAUAGCAACAAGCGCAGUCUGGAAAGAAGUCCCUGAGAGGCAGGAGCGCCGGCGAGGCUGGCGGUGGCGCAGGACACUGAGUGGACGCCAACGCCAGGGCUGGGCACGAGCGAAUAAAGUCCGGCUUGGUUCAGGGCA